Molecule: messenger RNA, 10650 nt
Organism: Mastomys coucha (southern multimammate mouse)
Lineage: Eukaryota; Metazoa; Chordata; Mammalia; Rodentia; Muridae
Gene: Piezo2
Product: piezo type mechanosensitive ion channel component 2
Exons: 54
Coding region: 879-9353 (2824 amino acids)
Biological process (GO): detection of mechanical stimulus; cellular response to mechanical stimulus; regulation of membrane potential
Cellular component (GO): plasma membrane
Molecular function (GO): mechanosensitive monoatomic ion channel activity; monoatomic cation channel activity
Source: RefSeq, a predicted model, not a curated record
CGCCCUCCAGGGAGCCCGGGCUGCUCGGCUCGGGAGAGACUGCUCCGCCUGUUGGGGACGGGGGACGUCGGCAGGGCUCCUGGGCUUUCUUUUCUCACUAAAGUCGCGGUGGUGGCGCCUCGCGCGCCGCGUCUGGGUCUUGGUUCCGGCCCAGGCUCGCACAGCAUCUCACGGGGAGGACUGGACUCGCAUCCCUGCGGGCUGGCAGCGCGACCCUGCCGUGUCGGGAAUGUUUCUCCGCGCUCCGCAGUUGGCGCCCGGCUCUCCCUGGCCUGAAGCUUGGGGGCGCUGAGGCUGAGCGGAGCAGCAACUCAGCGAUCCGCCCCGAGGCUGGGGCUCCAGGACGCGGCUUCCAGGGCGCCCUGCGGGUCUUCAGCUCACCGGGAAGCGCCGCAGUCCGCGUGGACAUCGGAGCCCAGGCUGUGCCGCCCAGACACGCUUACUUCGGAGGGGUUUGGCUAGAAACUCUCGGCCAUCCCGGAACGCCGCCUGUAGAGCAGGCAGAGGACAGCUAGCCUCCUCCAUUCCCUCUCCUUGCCGCCCCCAUCCCUCUUCACUCCCAGAGUGUCCCUCCCUUGGCUCCUUCCCAGGCGACCCCUGGAGCAGCUGCCGCUGGAUUCCGAUUCCACACUUCAUGGGCGGGCCACAGGGGCUCGGGCGCCUGGCUAGGUGGCUGCCUAGAGCCCGGUGAGCUGCGCGGCUCCGGCCCGUCGAGCGCGCCCUCGGGGCAGAGAGCGUCCGCGCCAGCCGACGCGAUGCCAGGGCAGCUAGGAGCCGCUGGGCGCACGAGGCCCUAGGGAGAUAUGGGCCUGACAUCCCAGCUCUAGGGACCCCCGAGCGUUGCCCCACUGCUCGGACUAGCAAGGACCCACAACACGAUGGCUUCGGAAGUGGUGUGCGGGCUGAUCUUCAGGCUGCUGCUCCCCAUCUGCCUGGCAGUAGCAUGUGCAUUCCGGUACAAUGGGCUCUCCUUUGUCUACCUUAUCUACCUCUUGCUCAUUCCUCUGUUCUCAGAACCAACCAAAGCAACGAUGCAAGGACACACAGGGCGGUUGCUACAGUCCCUGUGCAUCACCAGCCUCUCAUUUCUGCUGCUUCACAUCAUUUUCCACAUCACACUGGCCAGCCUGGAAGCUCAGCACCGCAUCGCACCCGCUUACAACUGCUCAACAUGGGAAAAGACCUUCCGGCAGAUUGGCUUUGAAAGCUUGAAGGGAGCUGAUGCUGGCAAUGGCAUCAGGGUGUUUGUGCCUGAUAUCGGGAUGUUCAUUGCAAGUCUGACCAUCUGGCUGGUCUGCAGAACCAUUGUUAAGAAACCAGACACAGAAGAAGUAGCCCAAUUUAAUUCUGAGUGUGAAAAUGAAGAAUUGGCUGGAGGAGAAAAGAUGGAUUCAGAGGAGGCGCUGAUUUAUGAAGAGGACUUAGAUGGAGAAGAAGGCAUGGAAGGCGAGCUGGAAGAAAGCACAAAGCUAAAAAUACUUCGCAGGCUGGCCUCUGUCGCCUCCAAACUUAAGGAGUUCAUUGGCAAUAUGAUAACCACGGCUGGAAAGGUCGUGGUGACCAUCCUGCUGGGAUCCUCGGGCAUGAUGCUGCCAUCUUUGACCUCGGCCGUAUACUUCUUUGUAUUUCUGGGUCUGUGCACCUGGUGGUCCUGGUGCCGAACUUUUGACCCACUGCUGUUCGGCUGCCUCUGUGUCCUGCUGGCCAUCUUCACUGCUGGGCACCUGAUUGGACUUUAUCUGUACCAGUUUCAGUUCUUCCAAGAAGCGGUCCCGCCCAACGACUACUAUGCAAGGUUGUUUGGGAUCAAGUCCGUCAUCCAAACAGACUGCUCCAGUACCUGGAAGAUCAUAGUAAACCCAGACCUGUCCUGGUACCACCACGCCAACCCCAUUCUCCUGCUGGUGAUGUACUACACGUUGGCCACGCUGAUCCGCAUCUGGCUGCAAGAGCCUCUUGUGCAGGAGGAGAUGGCGAAGGAAGAUGAGGGUGCCCUGGAUUGCAGCUCCAAUCAGAACACAGCAGAGAGGAGGCGGAGCCUGUGGUAUGCAACCCAGUACCCAACAGAUGAGAGAAAACUUUUAUCCAUGACCCAAGAUGACUACAAACCAUCUGAUGGCCUGCUGGUGACCGUGAAUGGCAACCCCGUGGACUAUCACACCAUCCACCCAACUCUGCCCAUAGAGAAUGGCCCCGCCAAGACGGACCUGUACACUACUCCUCAGUACCGGUGGGAGCCCUCAGAGGAGUCCUCAGAAAAGAAAGAAGAGGAAGAAGAGGACAAGAGAGAAGACUCAGAAGGGGAAGGGAGCCAGGAGGAAAAACGGAGUGUGAGAAUUCAUGCCAUGGUCGCCGUGUUCCAGUUCAUCAUGAAGCAGAGUUACAUCUGUGCCCUCAUCGCCAUGAUGGCAUGGAGCAUCACCUACCACAGCUGGCUGACGUUCGUGCUGUUGAUAUGGUCAUGCACUCUCUGGAUGAUCCGGAACAGGAGGAAAUAUGCCAUGAUCAGCUCUCCUUUCAUGGUUGUCUAUGCAAAUCUGCUGCUGGUGCUGCAGUACAUAUGGAGCUUUGAACUUCCUGAGAUUAAGAAGGUCCCCGGAUUUCUAGAAAAGAAAGAUCCUGGGGAACUCGCUUCAAAGAUUCUCUUCACCAUCACGUUUUGGCUGCUCCUGAGGCAGCAUCUCACAGAGCAGAAGGCCCUUCAGGAAAAGGAAGCCCUUCUGUCUGAAGUCAAAAUUGGAAGUCAAGAACUUGAGGAAAAGGAUGAAGAGCUCCAAGAUAUACAAGUGGAAGGAGAGCCUACAGAGAAGGAAGAAGAAGGAGAAGAGGAAAUAAAGGAAGAGAGGCAUGAGGUAAAGAAGGAAGAGGAAGAGGAAGUGGAAGAAGAUGAUGACCAGGACAUCAUGAAGGUGCUGGGCAAUCUGGUGGUGGCCCUCUUCAUCAAGUAUUGGAUCUACGUCUGCGGGGGCAUGUUCUUUUUUGUCAGCUUUGAGGGGAAAAUCGUCAUGUACAAAAUCAUCUACAUGGUGCUGUUCCUGUUCUGCGUGGCCUUGUACCAGGUGCACUACGAGUGGUGGAGGAAGAUCCUGAAGUACUUCUGGAUGUCGGUGGUCAUCUACACCAUGCUGGUGCUCAUCUUUAUAUACACUUACCAGUUCGAGAACUUCCCAGGCCUGUGGCAAAACAUGACCGGGUUAAAGAAAGAAAAGCUUGAAGACCUCGGGCUGAAGCAGUUUACUGUGGCUGAACUGUUCACUCGCAUAUUCAUCCCCACGUCCUUUUUGCUGGUCUGCAUCCUACACCUCCACUACUUCCAUGAUCGGUUCCUGGAACUCACAGACCUCAAGUCCAUCCCCAGCAAAGAAGAUAACACCAUCUACAGCCAUGCCAAAGUCAAUGGUCGUGUGUACCUAAUAAUAAAUAGAUUAGCCCACCCUGAAGGAAGCCUCCCAGACCUAGCCAUCCUGAAUAUGACCACCAGCCUCGAUAAGCCUGAGGUGAAGAAGUUGGUGGAGCCCGGGGAGGAGAGGCCAGAAGAAUGUGCCAAGCAGGCAGAGAAGGGUGAGGCUGGGAAAGGCGGUGAUGAGUCUGAGGAGGAGGAAGAUGAGGAAGAUGAAUCCGAGGAGGAAGAAACCUCAGACCUCAGGAACAAGUGGCACCUGGUGAUUGACCGGCUCACUGUGCUCUUUCUAAAAUUCCUGGAGUAUUUCCACAAGUUGCAGGUGUUUAUGUGGUGGAUCCUGGAGCUGCACAUCAUCAAAAUCGUCUCGUCGUACAUUAUCUGGGUGACUGUGAAAGAGGUGUCUCUGUUCAACUAUGUAUUUUUGAUUUCUUGGGCAUUCGCUCUGCCCUAUGCCAAACUCCGUCGUGUGGCUUCCAGUGUCUGCACUGUCUGGACAUGUGUGAUCAUCGUCUGCAAAAUGUUGUACCAGCUGCAAACCAUUAAGCCUGAGAACUUUUCUGUCAACUGCUCCUUGCCCAAUGAAAAUCAAACCAACAUACCCCUUCAUGAGUUGAACAAGUCUCUUCUCUACAGUGCCCCUGUUGAUCCCACUGAGUGGGUUGGCCUAAGGAAGUCCUCCCCUUUGCUCGUCUACCUGAGGAACAACCUCCUGAUGUUGGCGAUUUUGGCCUUUGAAGUCACCGUUUACCGCCAUCAGGAGUACUAUCGAGGCCGAAACAACCUGACUGCUCCAGUGUCUAAAACUAUCUUUCAUGACAUCACAAGGUUACAUCUAGAUGAUGGGCUUAUCAAUUGUGCCAAAUAUUUUGUAAACUACUUCUUCUACAAGUUUGGCCUAGAGACCUGUUUCCUAAUGUCAGUGAAUGUAAUUGGACAGCGAAUGGACUUCUACGCCAUGAUUCAUGCCUGUUGGCUGAUCGGUGUCUUGUAUCGACGCAGAAGAAAAGCCAUUGCUGAGGUCUGGCCCAAGUACUGCUGCUUCCUGGCUUGCAUCAUCACCUUCCAGUACUUUGUCUGCAUCGGCAUCCCCCCCGCCCCCUGCCGAGAUUAUCCAUGGAGAUUCAAGGGAGCCUACUUCAAUGAUAACAUCAUCAAGUGGUUGUACUUCCCGGAUUUCAUCGUGCGGCCCAACCCUGUGUUUCUUGUCUACGACUUCAUGCUGCUCCUGUGUGCUUCCUUACAACGACAGAUCUUUGAGGACGAAAACAAGGCAGCUGUCCGCAUCAUGGCCGGCGACAAUGUCGAGAUUUGCAUGAACCUUGACGCAGCCUCGUUCAGCCAGCAUAACCCUGUACCAGACUUCAUCCACUGCAGAUCUUACUUGGACAUGUCCAAAGUGAUCAUCUUCAGCUACCUCUUCUGGUUCGUCCUCACCAUCAUCUUCAUUACGGGAACAACCAGGAUCAGCAUAUUUUGCAUGGGUUACUUGGUGGCCUGUUUCUAUUUCCUGCUCUUUGGAGGUGAUCUGCUCCUGAAACCCAUCAAGAGCAUCCUACGCUACUGGGACUGGCUGAUUGCAUACAACGUGUUUGUGAUUACCAUGAAGAAUAUAUUGUCAAUAGGAGCCUGUGGAUACAUCGGUGCGCUAGUGAGAAACAGCUGCUGGUUGAUCCAAGCGUUCAGCCUGGCCUGCACGGUGAAAGGCUAUCAAAUGCCUGAAGAUGACUCCAGAUGCAAGCUGCCCAGUGGGGAGGCAGGGAUCAUCUGGGACAGCAUCUGCUUUGCGUUCCUCCUGCUACAGAGGAGAGUCUUCAUGAGUUACUAUUUCCUGCAUGUCGUGGCCGACAUCAAAGCAUCCCAGAUCCUGGCAUCCAGAGGGGCUGAACUUUUCCAGGCUACAAUUGUGAAAGCUGUAAAGGCAAGAAUUGAAGAAGAGAAAAAAUCCAUGGACCAGCUGAAGAGACAGAUGGAUCGCAUCAAAGCCCGGCAACAAAAGUACAAAAAGGGUAAGGAGAGGAUGCUGAGCUUGACCCAGGAGUCAGGGGAAGGCCAGGACAUCCAGAAAGUCUCAGAAGAAGAUGAUGAAAGAGAAGCAGACAAACAGAAAGCCAAGGGCAAAAAAAAGCAGUGGUGGCGGCCUUGGGUUGAUCAUGCUUCCAUGGUCAGGAGUGGAGAUUAUUAUUUGUUUGAAACGGAUAGUGAAGAGGAGGAAGAAGAGGAACUUAAAAAGGAAGACGAAGAACCCCCACGGAAGUCAGCGUUCCAGUUUGUCUACCAAGCCUGGAUUACUGAUCCUAAAACAGCGCUCCGACAGAGGAGGAAAGAGAAGAAAAAGUUGGCCAGAGAAGAGCAGAAGGAGAGACGCAAAGGAUCCGGGGAGGGUCCAGUGGAAUGGGAAGAUCGAGAGGAUGAGCCAAUCAAAAAGAAAUCUGAUGGACCAGAUAAUAUCAUCAAGAGGAUAUUUAAUAUCCUGAAGUUCACCUGGGUUCUGUUCCUGGCCACAGUGGACAGUUUCACCACUUGGCUCAACUCCAUCUCAAGGGAACAUAUUGACAUAUCCACAGUUCUGCGUAUUGAAAGAUGCAUGCUGACCCGAGAGAUAAAGAAGGGCAAUGUUCCAACACGGGAAAGCAUCCACAUGUACUACCAGAACCACAUCAUGAACCUUUCUAGAGAAUCCGGCCUGGACACAAUCGACGAGCACUCUGGGGCUGGUUCCAGGGCCCAGGCAGCACACAGGAUGGAUAGCUUAGAUUCCCAUGACAGUAUCUCCAGCUGCUACACUGAAGCAACCCUGCUGAUCUCAAGGCAGUCCACCCUUGAUGAUUUAGAUGGACAAGACCCUGUUCCUAAAACAAGCGAGCGUGCUCGGCCUAGGCUCCGUAAAAUGGUCAGCAUGGACAUGUCCUCCUCAUCAGCUGACAGUGGCAGUGUAGUAUCAAGCGAGCCCACACAGUGCACCAUGCUGUACUCACGCCAAGGAACUACGGAAACCAUCGAGGAGGUAGAGGCUGAAGCUGAGGAGGAGGUGGUAGAGGGUCUGGAGCCUGAGCUCCACGAUGCAGAAGAGAAGGAAUAUGCAGCUGAAUAUGAAGCGGAGGUAGAGGAGGUCGGCCUCACUCCGGAUGAGGAGCUGCCUCAGUUCUCUACAGACGACGGUGACGUGGAGGCCCCACCCUCCUACAGCAAGGCUGUCAGCUUUGAGCAUCUAUCGUUUGCAUCACAAGAUGACUCUGGAGCCAAGAACCACAUGGUGGUCAGCCCUGAUGACAGCCGUACAGACAAGCUGGAGUCAAGUAUCUUACCACCCCUGACUCACGAGCUGACAGCCAGCGAUCUGCUGAUGAGCAAGAUGUUCCAUGAUGAUGAGCUUGAAGAGUCUGAGAAAUUCUACGUGGACCAGCCCCGGUUCUUGCUGCUAUUCUAUGCCAUGUAUAACACUCUGGUAGCCCGCUCAGAAAUGGUGUGCUAUUUCGUGAUCAUCCUGAACCACAUGAUCUCUGCCUCCAUCAUCACCCUCCUGCUGCCCAUCCUGAUCUUCCUCUGGGCCAUGUUGUCUGUCCCCAGGCCCAGCCGGCGCUUCUGGAUGAUGGCCAUCGUCUACACUGAGGUGGCGAUUGUAGUGAAAUAUUUCUUCCAGUUCGGCUUCUUUCCUUGGAAUAAGGACUUGGAAUUAUACAAGGACAGGCCCUACUUUCCACCAAACAUCAUAGGGGUGGAGAAGAAGGAGGGCUAUGUUCUUUACGACCUCAUCCAGCUGCUGGCGCUGUUCUUCCAUCGCUCCAUUCUGAAGUGUCACGGCCUAUGGGACGAGGAUGACAUCGUUGACAGUAACACAGACAAGGAAGGAUCUGAUGACGAGCUGUCCCUUGAUCAGGGCAGAAGAGGCUCUGAAGAGUCACUGAAGUCCAUCAACCUGGCUGCCUCUGUAGAGUCUGUCCAUGUGACCUUUCCAGAGCAGCCAGCAGCCAUCAGGAGAAAACGCUCCUGCAGCAGUUCUCAGAUCUCCCCACGGUCCAGCUUCUCUUCAAAUAGGUCCAAAAGAGGCAGCACAAGCACCCGGAACAGUAGCCAGAAAGGAAGCAGCGUUUUGAGCCUUAAACAGAAAAGCAAAAGAGAACUUUACAUGGAAAAGCUUCAAGAGCAUUUAAUCAAAGCAAAGGCAUUUACCAUAAAGAAGACUCUACAGAUCUAUGUACCCAUUCGACAAUUCUUCUAUGACCUCAUCCACCCAGACUACAGUGCUGUGACUGAUGUGUAUGUGCUGAUGUUCCUGGCCGACACUGUGGACUUCAUCAUCAUCGUCUUCGGCUUCUGGGCCUUUGGGAAACACUCGGCAGCUGCAGACAUCACCUCUUCUCUGUCAGAAGACCAGGUCCCUGGGCCAUUCCUGGUCAUGGUUCUCAUUCAGUUUGGGACCAUGGUGGUGGACCGUGCACUCUACCUCAGGAAGACUGUGCUUGGCAAGGUCAUCUUCCAGGUCAUUCUCGUGUUUGGGAUUCACUUCUGGAUGUUCUUCAUCUUGCCCAGUGUGACGGAGAGGAAAUUCAGCCAGAACCUGGUGGCUCAGCUUUGGUACUUUGUGAAGUGUGUGUACUUUGGCUUGUCUGCCUAUCAAAUCCGCUGUGGCUACCCAACACGUGUGCUCGGAAACUUCCUCACCAAGAGCUACAAUUAUGUCAACCUCUUCUUGUUUCAAGGGUUCCGCCUGGUCCCGUUUCUGACUGAGCUUCGGGCUGUGAUGGAUUGGGUGUGGACAGAUACAACCUUGAGCCUCUCCAGCUGGAUCUGUGUGGAGGACAUCUACGCGCACAUUUUCAUCUUGAAGUGCUGGCGAGAGUCAGAGAAGAGGUACCCUCAGCCCAGGGGCCAGAAGAAGAAGAAAGCUGUGAAGUACGGCAUGGGAGGAAUGAUCAUUGUCCUUCUCAUCUGUAUCGUCUGGUUUCCUCUACUCUUCAUGUCUUUGAUCAAAUCUGUCGCAGGGGUUAUCAACCAACCCCUGGAUGUGUCAGUCACAAUUACCUUGGGAGGCUAUCAGCCCAUCUUCACCAUGAGUGCCCAGCAAAGCCAACUGAAAGUUAUGGAUCAUGCAAAGUAUAAGGAAUUCGAAAAGUCUUUCCUCCACAACAGUGGCGCUAUGCAAUUUCUGGAGAAUUAUGAAAGGGAAGACAUAACAGUAGCAGAACUGGAAGGGAACUCGAAUUCUUUGUGGACCAUCAGCCCUCCCAGUAAGCAGAAAAUGAUACAGGAGCUCACCGACCCCAAUAGUUGCUUCUCUGUUGUUUUUUCAUGGAGUAUCCAGAGAAACAUGACUUUGGGUGCCAAAGCAGAAAUAGCAACGGAUAAGCUUUCUUUUCCUCUUGCGAAUGCAACACGGAAUAGCAUAGCUAAAAUGAUAGCUGGCAAUGACACGGAAAGUUCAAACACACCAGUGACGAUAGAGAAGAUCUACCCAUACUAUGUGAAGGCACCCAGUGAUUCAAACUCAAAACCUAUAAAACAGCUUCUGUCUGAAAAUAAUUUCAUGAAUAUCACCAUCAUUUUGUUCCGAGACAAUGUCACAAAGUCCAAUAGUGAGUGGUGGGUUCUCAACCUGACUGGAAGUAGGAUAUUCAACCAGGGGUCACAAGCCUUGGAGCUGGUGGUCUUCAAUGACAAAGUCAGCCCCCCAAGUCUGGGCUUCUUGGCUGGCUAUGGUAUCAUGGGAUUGUACGCAUCCGUUGUCCUUGUAAUUGGGAAAUUCGUACGUGAGUUCUUCAGUGGGAUCUCUCACUCCAUCAUGUUUGAAGAGCUUCCAAAUGUGGACAGAAUCUUGAAGUUGUGCACAGAUAUAUUCCUCGUGCGGGAGACAGGGGAACUGGAACUGGAGGAAGACCUCUAUGCCAAGUUGAUAUUCUUGUACAGGUCACCAGAAACCAUGAUCAAGUGGACUAGAGAAAAAACAAACUGAUCCCUUAAGACCUGGACUGCAAAUAGAGCUAACAUUUGAAUUUUUUUUUUAAAGAAAAGCACAAUACUCUAAGAGCUAAGCAUUUCUAGUCAGGUGGCAACCAUUUCUCUUCGGACAGGUGGCCGAAAGAAGUUGGUUUUCUUGUUUGGACAAGCCACUUCACACAAGAAGGCACUGUUGAAGUUCUUCGUACUCCCAUUUCUCUGAAAUCAGGGCUCAUUGCUUUAGAGUUUCUUUUUUUUUUUUUCUCCAGUCAAGAGUGUCUUGCAUUCUUAUUGGUUAUGUGAAAGGUUCAUGUAGGGUCCCUUCCCUUGGAGAAAGGCGCCUGUGUCUAAACUCUCUAGGGAACCUCACCUUUCCUGACGUCAUGGCCAACGUGCAGCACACAGCUCUUCUUACCGCUGGGGAAACUGCUGAGCAGAGACCCCGUGAGCCCUCAGCACACUCUAGAUGUGCAGCAGCAAUAGGAGGCAGCAGCACUGCCUGAGUUUCAAGAGGAACGAGGGGACCCCAGACCCAGAAGAUGUGGCUGGAAGGACAAGCCUCAUUCUAAGCAAAAAGAUAACAUUAGUGAUACUCCCACUGCCUUAGCUCAACUGAAGACUGGUAAGAAAUCUUUCUAUUGAACACCAGUGACUUCUCAGGAAAAAAAACACUCAGUAAAGCAAAUACAUGGACUCCUGCUUGCGAGGUCGGGUGGUAACCACCCCCAGGUAGCGGUGACCAUUCUGCUUCGGAUGGCUCCGGUCGCCCAGAGACAGAGGACAGCAGUGGUCAGCUCAGCCUGAUGGGAACACCUCGGCUUUGUAACUCCAGUGACUGAGGCCACAGGGCUCUCUCUGCCUCUCCCCAUUGCCCCUUCCUAACUCUCCCUAUCCCCUCAUGCUUCCUCCUAUUUCCAUGAUUUAAGGCAGUGGUUUUUCCAGUGUGUGACAUUUUCCUUGCUGUUUUUCAGGCAUAUCAAAGAGUUUACAUAUUCCGAUUCACAUUUUUACAUCUAAGACGGGUUUUUUAAGUUCAUAAUUCUGAAAGAAAUAUGUAUAUUGAGCUUAGGGAAAUAAAGUAAUGAUGGCCUUUUUCUUAAAUUAUUAUCAUUGGGAACACAACCUCUUCAUGAAAUAGCAUUGUAGCAUGAAAAUUUAUGAUUGAAAUGUACUUUUCAUUCAAUAUUAAAAAAUACCGUUUCUGAGAAGAACCAUUGAAUGGGCUAGACUAUGUCAAAAAAAAAAAAAAAAAACCACUCCUGUGUACUCUGGGUUCAGGACUGACUUAAAAUAAAGCACAUCUUGCAAAGUCA